AAAACUUAGCCAAGAAGAUUCGUAAUUCCCUCGGUGGCGAAGCGAAGGAAAAAUACCAAAGGAACUGGGAGAAUUUCUCCCUAAGUUUGACCAAACGAGAAAAUUACAUGAAUAUCGACAGAUAAAAAUCGUUUCUGUGCUUGUGUGAAUUGACGUAACCGCCUGAGAUUCCUGCAGUUUGCCCCGAUCAACGGGCUUCUUUUUUACAGAAAAUGGGUGUUGGUUUUUUAUUAUUGCUCGUAGCGCUUGUCCCUUUUGCAAGUUCUCGAGACUUACGAACUGCAACAAGAGUUAACCGCCGAACAGCGCCAGAUCCACUUCUAGUCCAACUAUUCAAUGACCCGACUGUGACUAGUUUAAAUAAACAAACGCUUGACAAUGCCGACGAUGCUUCGGCUUCCGGGUCCGGCAUGUGGUCGAUGUCCGGAGACGGACCGAAUACGCUCAACAGCGACAAUGCGAUUAAGACUGAUACGACACAUAACGCACCAUCUAGUAGCGAUACUGCCACUGCUGUCGAAUUAGCAACCGACCAGUCGACCGCAGACGUUGGAUCUGGAUCUGGCUCUAGUGCUGAGCCUAGCGCCCAGACUGCUGCGCCAACGAAGACGCAGACGAAGACUGAGGACGAGACCGUAGAGACCAAAGAUGACAGCAUGACGCACGAAGACGAGAACGCGAAAAAAUCCUCGUUUAUACCUGCGGAAACGCAGACCGUGACAGACCAAGUAGAAGAGGGUGGUAAUGAUGUUCGUGAUUCAACAGCGGCGCCCAAGGCCAAAGCUUUUGACGAGAAGAACAUGUAUGACGCGACUAUUGUCAAGAAGGACGAUGUGCCCAAACCGAACGACGUCACAGCUACAGCCAAAUCAGUGAUAGUACCCUCACCAGACGAACAGGGUGGUCUUGCCCCCUUGACAACAGAUACCAAUACACCACAGAACGACCAGCCACAGCAGUUAGACCAAGCACAACUAGUGCAACAACCACAACAAGACAUGGCAGCCCAGAUGGCUAUGCAGCCUCAACAAGACAUGCCACAACCAGCAAUACAGCAACCACAGCCAGACAUGUCUCAAUUUGCAAUGCAACCACAACAAGACGUGGCACAGGCACCACAACAGCCUGCAGCAGCACCACAGCCUUAUACAUCAGACCCUUCCAUGCAGGGCCAGGCACAAGCUUAUACUGGUCAAUACCAGGACCCUUCGCAGCAGCAGGCUGCAGCUGGGGCUUACCAAGAUCAGGUUCCUCCUGCCACGGAUCAAGCCAUGACGCAAGAUCAGCAGCAGCCUUAUGCUCCUGCUAAUCCUUAUGGAGAUCCUUCCAUGGUAGGUCAGCCAGUGGAUCCACAAACAGGAAUGCCAAUUGCAGGAAUGCAAAGCGUGCCGGUUUUCCAGGGACUUAAAGCCAAGAAGGUCACCCUCAAGGAAGACGAAUGUGACGACAUGUACGAUUCAUGCCCGGACAUGGCUAAGAACAAAUACUGCGAGAAUUACGUUGAUCUCAUGAAGGUGCAAUGCAAAAAGUCUUGUGGAUUCUGCAAAGUUAAAGAUGAAAGUUCAGCAUCCGGUAGCUCGUCUGAGAGUUCUGGUUCAUCAUUGGCUGAUUCAUCGGCCUCUGGUUCUGCUAUGUGGAACGACGAAGAUAACGAACUGCCUAUCUGGAGAAAGUCUGGUAUUCCUUCACCAGGUGAUAAGGUUGUGGGUGAAUCAGGCUCUGGUUUAGCAAGUGCAAGUGACUUAUGGUCUGCCUCUGCUUCCGGUGCUAAUAUGAUCAAGGGAGAAUCAGACACACCAUCUGAGAGCCUUCCAGUGGUUCCUCCAGCAAAGAAGGAACAGGCCCCUGAAGUGGUUGAGUCUGGAUCUGGUCAGGCUUCAGAGGACUUUGGGUCUGCCUCGGGUGCUAACCUCGCUGAAGAUCUGGCCACAGGCACUGUAAGCAAGACAGAGCAGGAUAAACCAGAGGUUGUUGCCCCUAAAACAAAAUACAGUGAAAUCCCAGUCCCGAGGGUCAUCGUUCAACAACAGCCAGCCGCUCAAAUAUACCCACGCAUUGACCUCAGGGUCAUUGCUAAAGCCGUCGAUGCCUACAAGUCCACUGCCUUGCGAAUGCUUGGUGAGGCUAUUAAAGAUGCCGCUCAAGAUGCUGAGUACAAAGCUACCAAGCGAACAAACAUUCCAAUGCCUCCUGCAAAUGAGUUGCUGGAAAAGAUGGGUUUCCCAAUGGAGGAGCCAAGAAGUGAGGUCCCACCACUGCCACAGCCAGGAACUACUCCAUAUGCACAGUAUUAUCAACAACCUGCUUAUAACUAUCCACAGAACUACUACACUGCACAACAAAGCGGUGUUGCCAAGUCCGAAGUCCAAAAGCCCAAACCAAAGGCAAAAGAAGAACCAAAAAAAGAAGACAAACCCAAGAAGGAGGAUGAAGCUGAUGAUGAGGACAAGAAGUCUGAUGUUAAGGAUCCAUUCCAGUAUGUUCGUCACAUGAAGGCUGGGCAGUCUAUGCAGCCCAUUGAGUCCAGACCUGGAGCAUCACUUGCACCACGCUCUCAUUCCAAUCCAAUUAUCUUAUUCAAGAACUCGCAGAUAUCUAAUGAGGCAGCCAAGAAGAAUGCUAUUCCUAAAGCCCCAAAGACGCCCCAAGCCUCGUCCGCUGCUCGUUUUGGUAUCCCCCAACCACUCUUCAACCCUAACAUCCCUCAGCAAAAGAGCGAUGUGCCAUUAGAACUCCUGAACCAGAACGAUAACAUGGAUGCGCCUGCUCAGGAGGUCGCUCCUCAAUAUGAACAACAAUUGCCAACAAGUGAUAACCAGUUAGAUAGCACUAUUGAUGAUGCUGCUAUGAUGAGAAGCCAGACAACAACAGCAGAUCAGCCAACGAAUCAAGCACCAGAUAACAAGGAGAAAACAGCUCCUGGACUGGCGAGCUUUUUCAACAACCAACCAAAUCAGCAACCUUCUUCCAAGACAGAAAAUAAAAUAAAUAUUUUGCCAGAAAGCAAUUCUUACUUCGCAAACCAACCCAGCGCUGGCGCCGCAACAGCACAAAUUGGCGGUAAAGAAAUGGAAAACACAGACGAGAUGUCCUCAUUUUCAGACGACGCAUUUACAAAACAGGAUUCUACAAUUAACGAUGAGCACCAAGCAGACUCUUUAUUCGGGUCUCUUGCCUCGAAACUUUCUACUGCGUCUCAACCAAAAGAUGACAAGACAAUGGGAAUGACUUCGAGUCCUUUUGUUUCCCAAGCUGAGAUAUCUGGUAAAAUCCCCAAGAAAAGUAGUAUGGGUGGGAAUAGUGACGUAGAUAACUUGAGCGAUUACGUCAAAGAGGACUUCAGUGACGACGAUUUGGGUGGUGGAGAAAAGGCCCAAAGCAGAGGAGAUUUGCCUCCUUUGAACCACGGAAAAGAAAAAGCAGACAAUCUACCCCCACUGCAUCAUGGGAUCGAAACAGGUGCCCUGCCACCAUUGAAUCAUGGGACGGCAAACGCCAAAGCUCUCCCCCCACUGAACCAUGGGAUGGAUUCAAGUGUACUGCCACCACUGAAUCAUGGGACGGAAAACGCCAAAGCUCUCCCCCCACUGAAUCACGGGAUGAAUUCAGGUAUACUGCCACCACUGAAUCAUGGGAAGGAAUUCGCGGCCAAUCUUCCUCCGCUGAACCAUGGUUACAAAGCAGAGUCGGUGUCCCCAUUGAAUCAUGGGAUGGAAACGGCUUCCAAUCUUCCUCCUCUUUUACAAGGGGUAGAACAACAGAAUAUUCUACCACCAUUGACUAAUUAUGAUGAAAGCAUUAAGAGCUAUCGACCUCCUAUGCUGCCUCCUCUCGAGCAUGCGCAAAACAGCCCAGAGAUGAACUUCUUUUUCUCCAAGCCAGCCAACACUGAAGGAUCAAGGUUCAAAAUAACUGCUGACCAGCUGAAGAAUAGCUACCAGUCCUCGCCGAGUGCUGAGAGUGCCAACGUUUUGCCGCCAUUGAACCACAAUGAGCUGCCUCCUUUGAGGUACUCCUCUGAAGACCAAUACAAUGAUCCAGAUACAAGAACAAACCCACCACCAAUCUAUCCCUACUCCAUCCCCCCUGAGGGUACAGCUGCCAAUCAUGGCUACACAGAAAAUAAUGACUAUCAGUCCGACGACAUCUCUGAUAAUGAUAAUGAAAAAACACCGAGACAGUGGUUCCCAGAAGGAGGGAAUCCGUAUCCAAUCCCACUCCCCCCAGAGGGUGAUCAAAGUGACCAACUACCAAAACCAACUGAGACUAAAGAAGGAGGAAUUGGAAAGAAGAAUCUAAUUCGACCAAAACCAGAUCUGCAGUGUGGAAGUGGAUGGACAGGGGCUCUUGGUGAUUUCGGAACAUUCUGCUACAAAGUAGUUUACGGAAAAAGCACGUGGGAUAACGCCCGCAAGAGUUGCAAGUCAGCGGGAGGCGAUCUCUUUAGUGUCAYCAAUGCGUAUGAGCAGCGGUUUUUAGAAAACUUUACCAACGUAGAAUCGUGGCUAGGAUAUCGUGACAAGUCUCUUGCUGGAACAUGGCGAUGGAGCGAUGGAAGCAAAUCUGUGUAUACUGACUGGGAUAGUAGUGCUAAGGAUGACCAUGGUAAGGGAAGAGAUUGUGUCGUCUUGGACGCCAAUGAAGGCAAAUGGAGAGACGCGUCCUGUUCACAGAAACAUUCCUUCCUGUGCAAGAAAAAUGCUGAUGAAUGCAGCAAAGGCUGGAAGAAGCUUACUCUCAACAGCGUGCGAGGAUGUUACAAGUUCUAUGAUGACUUGAAAACAUGGAGCGAAGCACAACAAAGCUGUUUGGAUGAUGAUGGUAGCUUAGCCAGUAUCUUGUCUGAUGAUGAACAGACAAUGGUGUCUCAGGUCUACUCUAAACACGACAUGUGGAUUGGCUACAAUGACAAAGAUAGCGAGGGAGACUGGGUCUGGACAGAUAGAACUACGUCAUCCUAUACCAACUGGAAUGACAAAUCACCAAACAAUGGUGGCAUAAGUUGCGCAAUCGUCACACGUACAGGAAAAUGGCACGAUGAACCAUGUCAGUCCACGUACAGUUACAUCUGCAAGAAACCAAGCCCCAAAAGUAGGAAGGACUUAGAAAACGAUGGAGUUCUCACACAGCAAGUACAAGACUUCAUCACCAACAACACUUUGAUUCCAGACAUUGAUACAAGUGUUUCUAUAUUUGGCAGUUCAGCAGUUGCACCAGUGUAUUUCUGGACAGCGCAAAAGAUUUACCAGAACAAGAUCCACGGCUCCAACCCCAUCGCUACUCACGGCCACAUCAAAUCUGUUGACGGUGGUCUUCAGUUGAACGGUGUUGACUCGUGGCUGGAUGCAGGGGACUUUUAUGGUCAAUGUCUUGGUGAUCCUGAUCUUUGCAUUAAAGGAUUCUCAUUCGCUACUCAGCUCAACUUCGACGACGAUGCCGCCAGCUAUAAGGACAAACGUUACGUGCUUGAUUCUGCUGGUGACUCACGCGGUGUAUCGGUCUACAUACAGAACAAUACUGUACACUACAAAGUAGCGACGUCCUCCAAGACAUGGGACCUAUCAACAGAGCUCGUUACUAAUGAUUGGCAGGAUGUUGUAUUGACAUGGAAGAAAGAAGAAGGGUUGAUGCUGUACGUUAAUGGCGCCUUCAGAGACUCGCAGAAGGAAGGAACGACAACCAAACCCGUACCGAAUAAACAAGCUCGACUAACCAUUGGUAGAAAGAGCGGCAAUCCUCCUUACAGAUACACAAGGAUGUAUAUUGGUUCUCUGUAUGCCUUUACACGCUUCUUGUCUCCUGAAGACAUACCAUACGUGUUUACCUACGAUGACACAGUGUCAGCUCGCUACACCUGGCUCCUCCCAGAGCUCAGAGACGGUAAAAUCGAAGGAAGUCCUGAGAUCGAAGUCAAUGGACCCGUCAAGGCUGUAGACGGAGGUGUGUACGUCGAUGGAACGAAAGCAUUUCUCAAGGUCGGUAAUUUCAAAGACCGUUGCCUUGGUGACCCAACAAAGUGUCCUCAUGGUGUCAGCUUGAGUUGUAAGCUCAAACUAAGCAGGGUCGUUCGUUCGUACAAAGAUCGUCGUUACAUCAUGGAUUCUGGUGGCCACGUGAAGGGCAACAAGGGCAUCGCAGCUUACAUCGUUAAUAACAAUCUAUACUUUACACUGGCAAUGAGUACAUCAGAAGAUACACUUAGAUGGACAGUCAGGACCUCUAUAUUCACCGUCAGAUGGCAACGCGUUGUUCUAACAUGGAGUCUACAAAAAGGACUUUGGCUUUACAUAGAUGGCCAAUUCCGCGCCUUGACUAAGACACCAAAAACAAUACCCCGAGAUGUAAUCGAUGAAAGUUCGGAAUUCAUCAUCGGUCGGAAGAAUAUCGGCGAUGACUUUAAACCAGCCGAAUUCUCUAUCGGCUCCAUCUCGAUAUUUAAACGAUUCUUGGAUAAGAAAGCUGUCUCUGCCGUCUUUGGAGAAAAGAAAAUGCCAUAUCCUGGUCUCAUUAGAGAAGUGUGGAAGGAACUCCCCGGUAAAGAGAUCAGUAAGCUUAAAGACGAUCCCUACUACCCCAACGAUCCAUCACUCGUCGAAAUCAUCGAGAAUUUCGAUGCUCCAUUCGAUGUUGACAAAGAUUUCGGUAGCCGUGUUAAAGGAUAUUUCGUGGCACCAGAGACUGGCAACUACACCUUCUACCUAUCUGGGUCCAAGUCAGCCGAGUUGUGGCUUAGCAAAGGUGAACGUCAACAGAACAUGUCGGAGAUGAUCGCUUUGCACGAUCCAACUGGACACAACCAGUGGAACAAGUUCACCGCUCAGAUAUCUAAGACAGUGAGUCUAGAAGCCGGCAAGUACUACUACAUCACAGCCUUGGAGAAAGGAACCGAGUCAACUGAUUCACUUUCUGCUGGAGUCAGACUGCCCAGCGGUCGCUUCAUGAGGCCGAUCUCCAAGGAAACCUUACAGUGGAGAUUACCUGGUGAUCCAUUCGCUGGUGUGAUCCGUGAGGUCUGGCAGGGUAUUCCUGGUUACAAGAUAACAGAUUUGACAUCAAACACGAACUUCCCCAACAACCCGUCCAGUAUCGAGGUACUCGACAAGUUUGACGCUCCACAUAAUAUCGAUGACAACUACGGUGCAAGAGUCAGAGGCUACUUCAAGGCUCCAGAGACAGGAAAGUACAGAUUUUACUUGGCCGCCGAUACGACUGGAGAGUUAUGGCUAAGCACAGACGAGAGYGAAAGUAAUGUAAAGAAAGUAAUAGCAAUCAACGGAUGGACAGACCAUAACCAAUGGCUGAAGUUUCCCGAGCAGAAGUCAGAGCACAUUCAUCUUAAGAAGGGUCGUUACUACUACUUUGAGGCCUAUCACAAGGCAGACAARCUAGCUGACUGUGCGUCAGUAGCAGUGGAGUUCCCAAGUGGACAUUUUGAAGGACCAAUCAAGAGAGUUCAUUUGAGCUGGAGGUUGCCAGAUGGUAUAACUGGCCCUGGACCAUCAUCAGAACAAGAAGCCAUUCCCAAACCCGUUGGUCUCUAUCCUCUCACAAAGAGUUUUGGCGCCAAGGACGCAAGUGGUAACAAUGACAACGGUAUCCUUAGCAACGUCAAGUUAGCCGACGGUCCAGACGGUUUAUCUGAAAGUGCAUACGAGUUCUUAGGGAAAGAGGAUUCCUACAUUGAAAUCCCCAAGAGCAGACAGCUCGAUACCAAGAACUCCAUGACGGUGCUGGCCAACAUCUACCCAACAGGCAACGGUGGCCCAAUCAUCAACUACAAGACAGAUGGCUGGGGAGUACAUAUAUGGCAGUUUGAAAGCAAUGAGUUGUUCGUACGUUUCGUGCAUAGAAAUGGAGUCUUCCAUAAACCAAUUGGAUCACGUGUUAUAGAGCUAAACACAUGGAACCAAGUUGGUGCCACAUACGAUAACUCUACCGGUGUUGCWAAACUCUGGCAUAACGGAAAGAUGGUCAAGAGUAGGAACAUUGGACAAAUCAGACUUGCUACUCAGUAUCCAAUAAGAAUCGGCGCACGAGAUGGCGAUGAUAGAAGGUAUUCUGGUAAGAUCGCGUGCGUGCAGAUCUACGAUAAAGCCAUGGAUCAACAACAAAUAGGAAACCUUAAAGUCUGUCCUGUUAAAGCACCCGUGGUAGAAGAAGAUGAGUCUGGUUCAGGCUCAGGAAUGUGGGACGCACCUCAAAAAGUCGACCUAUCAAAGCCAGAUGCAGAGAACCCAGUCGUCAAAAGAACCAAGAUUCCCCGRGCAGAAAAGAAACAAGGAAGUGAGAAAUACCAGAAAAACAGCACAUCUAAUGGUGUAAUAGAACAAAUGCGCGAAGAGAAAAAAGAAGACGUCCUCCUGCUCUUCCAGAGACUCGGUUGCUACGCAGACAACCCAAGUCGCCACGACAUGCCAACUAAAGCAGACAUCAAGUCAGUCAGCCAAGAGGAGUGUGUGCGAGCAUGCGCACUAAAAGAGCAAGGCUUUUCGUACUUCGGGCUUCAAGAUUCCAACCAGUGUUACUGUGGGCACGGGUAUGGUAAAUAUGGACGAUCUGAUGAGUCGUUGUGUAAUAAACGAUGUAAUGGUAAUAACGAUGAAAACUGUGGAGGAAACUCGACCAAUAUGGUCUACUUUUUUGGCCUUGGGGCAAACUACACAGUCAAGGUCUACACAGGAGACAGGGACAAUGCUGAAUCUGAUGCUAAAGUCUACAUCACUCUGUAUGGAAACAAAGGAGACUCGGGCUUCAGAAAGCUGAGCGCACAAACAUUUACUAAAAAAGAUGCCGUUAGCGAGACUCUGCUCUUGCCAGAGUUAGGAGAACUAAAAAAAGUUCGCAUUCUUCACGACAACUCAGGCAAACACCCAAGCUGGUUCCUCAAGAAGAUAACGGUGACAGAUGAAAACGGCAAGCUCUACAACUUCCCAUGUAAAGAAUGGCUGAGCGAGACGCGAGGUGGCGGCAAAACAGAGAGACUUUUGUUCGUUGAUAACUCGAAGCAAUCAUAGUGAUUGGAUGAUAUUAUAUAGACAGAUACAUGUUUUGUAAACCUUCACGUAACCAUGACAACCAGACGACAACUAUAGACAGCUAACCAACAGUGACUGACGAUAAUCCAAAUAUGGACAAUGAUGAUACAGGAAUCCCAACCGUGGGACCGUACUUUGGUAGUAGAGAACUAUAAUGUUUCUAUGACAACGUAAUUCAUAUUGACUAGAGCUAACCAUCAAGACAAUGCCAUGUAUUGACAACUAAAAACAAACACGAAAUAUCGUGCAAUAUACUAAGUAUGACUAUU
Messenger RNA from Actinia tenebrosa (Australian red waratah sea anemone), 9304 nucleotides. RefSeq lists its product as uncharacterized. The record is from RefSeq and is a predicted model, not a curated record. Gene Ontology annotation, molecular function: protein binding. NCBI's taxonomy places the organism in Eukaryota, Metazoa, Cnidaria, Anthozoa, Actiniaria, Actiniidae.